Messenger RNA from Penicillium alfredii, 741 nucleotides. Its product is annotated as exosome non-catalytic core subunit CSL4. Bases 1 to 741 code for a protein of 246 amino acids. The transcript has a single exon. Gene Ontology annotation, molecular function: RNA binding. Gene Ontology annotation, cellular component: cytoplasm; nuclear exosome (RNase complex). Gene Ontology annotation, biological process: RNA processing. NCBI's taxonomy places the organism in Eukaryota, Fungi, Ascomycota, Eurotiomycetes, Eurotiales, Aspergillaceae. The record is from RefSeq and is a predicted model, not a curated record.
AUGGCUGCCUCGCUCCCAUCGCUGGCCAUUCCAGGCCAACGCCUGGGACCUGCAUCCUCAUAUUCUGCAGGGCCUGGAACACACGUGCAACAAUCCAGCAUCUAUGCCUCCAUCGCGGGCCCCGUCUGCCUGGAUCCCGCCCAGCCCAAAAUUCAAGCCAAGGCAACUCUCAGGGUAUCACGGGUUGCUACCAGCAAAUACCAAACCCGCAAUCCACAAGCCGGAGCCGUUGCAGCCGCUCAGCCCAAGCCCCGGUACAACACCCUGCCGGCAGUCGACUCCAUCGUCCUGGCGCGGGUGACGCGGGUGCAGAAGCGCCAAGUUGCCGUUUCCAUUCUUGUGGUGCUCGACGACACGCCCAGUGUAGGUGCUGACCCGUCGCGGACCGCCUCCGACAACGAUAACGUCGCCUCUAUUCUCACCUCGGCCGCGAACCCGGAGAACCACAGCAAUACCGACGAACUGCGGUUCCAGGCGCUGAUUCGGAAAGAAGAUGUGCGUGCGGUGGAGAAGGACCGCGUUGUGAUGGAUGAUAUGUUCCGUGUCGGCGAUAUCGUGCGUGGCUCUGUUAUCUCCCUCGGCGAUCAAAGCUUCUACUAUAUCACUACCGCCCGCAACGAUCUGGGUGUCGUCAUGGCUCGCAGCGAGGCGGGCAACAUGAUGUUUCCGGUUAGCUGGAAGGAAAUGAGAGAUCCUCUCACCGGUGUUGGUGAGCCCAGGAAAGUGGCCCGGCCAUUCUGA